Messenger RNA from Lactuca saligna, 1753 nucleotides. The record is from the annotation of a GenBank genome assembly. Lineage: Eukaryota; Viridiplantae; Streptophyta; Magnoliopsida; Asterales; Asteraceae.
UUUGUAGUAGCGUUAUAUUUAGCCUUAUGGUAAAUUUGCAUGUGAAAAUAGAAUGAGCAAUAAUUAAGUCAACUUGAUUCCAAUCCAAUUAGCUUCCAUAAAUAGACAGAGCACACCCAUCAUCUUCUCCAUCACAACAAUGGACGCCGGAGUCACCUUCCUCCUCCUCGUCUCCUCCCUCAUUCUUUCCUUCUACUUCAUCCUUAACAGAAAACCCAACGCUUCGAAAUCUCUAAAUCUUCCACCAGGUCCACCAAAGCUACCCAUUAUUGGAAACAUCCAUCAGAUAGCUGGAGCACUGCCGCAUCAUGCAUUCCGUGAGUUAGCCAAGAAAUAUGGUCCCAUCAUGCACAUGCAACUCGGCCAGAUCUCUACCAUUGUCAUCUCGUCUCCUCUGUUAGCCAAAGAAGUCUUCAAAACCAACGAUCUCGCCCUCGCCAGCCGCCCCUACACUCUCCUCGCCGAUAUUGUGUUGUAUGGAAGCUCCGACGUUGCUCUUGGCCCUUACGGCGAUUACUGGCGACAAAUGAAGAAGAUGAUCACUGUGGAACUUUUAAGUGCCAAAAAAGUCCGGUCGUUCAGUGGUUUCCGUGAGCAAGAGGUCGACCAUUUCAUCGAGUUCCUCCGUUCGAGCUGUGAAAAACCAAUAGUCAUACGUGAGAAGGUAACGGAAAUGAUCAACAACAUUGUGUGCAAAUCGUCGUUUGGGGAUAACUGCAAACAACAAGAUGUAUUGAUCGAAUUGGUGGAUGAUUUGGGGAGAUUGGUGAGUGGGUUUUAUGUUGCAGAUCUGUUUCCUGAGUUUGGGUUCCUUUCGGUCAUUUCUGGGAUGAAAUCUAAGUUGACGAAGAUUCACAAAAGCCUUGAUAAGAUUUUUGAUGAUAUUUUUGAGGAACGGAAAACCAAAAGACAAAGAAACGGUGCCUCGGAAGACGAUCUGCUUGAUGUUCUUUUCACCAUCAAAGAGAGUGGUGGCCUUCAGUUCCCAAUCACAGACGACAACAUCAAGGCUGUCUUUGUGAAUAUGUUUACUGGAGGCACAGAUACGAGUGCUAUGACAAUUGAAUGGGCAAUGACAGAAAUGAUGAAAAACCCUGAUGUGAUGGAUAAGGCACAAAGAGAAGUGAGAGAAGCAUUCAAGGGAAAGAAGAAAAUCACUGAGAGUGACUUACAAGAUUUGGUUUACCUUAAAUUUGUUGUCAAAGAAACUUUAAGGCUUCACCCUCCUCUCCCUCUACUACUCCCAAGGGAAUGUAGAGAACAAUGUCAGAUUGCUGGUUAUGAUAUACCAGUGAAAAUGAAAGUGAUUGUCAAUGCUUUUGCAUGUGCAGUUGACCCUGAAUAUUGGGAUGAUGCAGAAAGUUUCAAACCAGAAAGAUUUGAAAAGUCCACUACUGAUUUCAUGGGUACAAACUUUGAGUUUGUUCCAUUUGGAUCAGGGAGGAGAAUGUGUCCUGGGAUUAAUUUUGGUGUAACUUCUAUUCAGUCUGCUCUCGCUCAAAUGUUAUACCACUUCAAUUGGAAACUACCUUUUGAAUUAAGCCCUAAUGAUGUUGACAUAACAGAGAAUGAUGGAGCUACCGCAGUAAAGAAAGUUCCAUUGAUGCUAACACCUACUCUCCAAAUCAUAUGUAUUGAAUUCUAUACUAUCGUCAACAUCAAUAGAGAUAAGUCACAACUAGAAACAUGGAUUUUAGCGACAGAUGAAUCCGUCGCUAUUCCGUCACUAAGGUCUUUUGCGACGGAUCUGUGA